UUGGCACCCUUUGCUUCCAUGGACAACCCUUUUACUGCCGUGAGGUACCACAGCUUGGUCAUUGAGCAAGAAACCUUCCCACAUGAUGCUUUGGAGGCUACUGCAUGGACUGAAGAUGGACUUAUCAUGGCUGCUCGCCACAAGAAGUACAAACACAUCCAGGGUGUCCAAUUCCACCCGGAGAGCAUCAUCACCCUUGAAGGCAAGAAAAUCGUCCUCAACUUCGUCAGAUUCAUUGAGGAACUGGAGAAGCAGCGUUCAUAGGGGAGGUAGACGCGACAGGUGGUUUCAUUUCAUAGAUCAGACGGAAGCAGAGACAAGGCGCUUAAAGCUGCGCCAAGUUCCGGGGCUGGCAGUUGAAGCAUAGCUAGGAAACAGCUAUUCCCUCUCUUAAUUCGUGUUCGUGGUGACAUAAUCUGUGUGCGGACCGAAUUUAGAAUAAAGUCCAGGCGUCUGUCUGAUCAAAUAAGCACCG
Zea mays is the source of this 475-nucleotide messenger RNA. Its product is annotated as anthranilate synthase beta subunit 1, chloroplastic. The transcript has 2 exons. Gene Ontology annotation, biological process: L-tryptophan biosynthetic process. NCBI's taxonomy places the organism in Eukaryota, Viridiplantae, Streptophyta, Magnoliopsida, Poales, Poaceae. The coding region runs from base 19 to 264 and encodes 81 amino acids. Gene Ontology annotation, cellular component: cytosol. The record is from RefSeq and is a predicted model, not a curated record. Gene Ontology annotation, molecular function: anthranilate synthase activity.